AUCAAAUCAAAUUUUGCACGCAUUUCUAAAAAAUUAUUAAUUUUCAAUGAAUUGGAUUGAAGUUAAUAGAUAAACAUGCAACGAAGAGCUCGUAUAAAGGCUGUUGCAAACUUGUCAACCGUAAGGAGAGGCACAAGCAAGAACAAUACAGAAAAUUCACAAGAAUGUGAAAAUUCGAAAAAAGAUGUAAAAGAUCUUUUAAAUGACAUCCAAGAGAAGACAUCCAGUGAAAAUGAACAAAUUGUUACAGUAACAGUUAACAAGGAAGCUGUUAAUCAAGAAACAUUGAUUAAUUCAGUCAACAAAGUUGAUGACGUAAACACGAGUAAUAAUUUGCUGGAUAAGUUGAAUGAAAAAUCCAGCAAUUCUGAUCAUAAUGACAAAGUAGCAAUACAAGAUGACAUUCCAGUCAGUAAGGAAGUUGAAAAGGAUGCCGAGAAGAAAAAGGAAUCAUUUAAAACACCUGUACAAUCAACGCCACGUGCAGAAAUUGCAUCUACAUCAAGUAAUAAAUUUAGAAAGCCGAAAAUAGCACCAAGACUGAACAUUGCACGAGCAGUAUCAAAAGUUCAGGGUGUGAAUGAUGAAAAGCCAAAAGAAAAUGAUGUAAUUAUUGAAGCACCGAUUUUAAGUCCAGUUCAUAUUGAAAAAGAACCAGAGUCACCAAUAAAUGUAUUUUCUCCACCAAGUACACCAUUUUCACCACCUCCAAAUAGGCAACGACCAGAAACACCAAGAGAAAUAUUAGAUUCUCCUGGAUUUAUAAUUAAUCAUAAUUUACAUCAUCCACCAACUCCACAAUCACCUUUUUAUCCAGCAGCACAUUCACGAAUGCGAACUGAAUCAUUGUGUUCAAUUAAAUCAGCAACAGUAGCUAAUUUACAGCCCAGAAAGAAGGUUCGUACUGAAGAUCAGAAAAUUCUUGAUAAUAAACGAGAAUCUCGAGAACGAUUAAGCAAUAAGCAGAUAGAAAAGUCACAGCUAAGGAUGUUUGAUAUGAUUUAUUAUAAUCCAACAACAAAUCCAAUGAAACCUAGAGCAACGCCUACAACAAAGGAAAGAUCACCUAAAAAGAUUGACUUAACUAUGGAUUUGCCACCUUUUACGCCACCUCCAAUAGAAGCAUCAAGUGCCAUUGCUGUACCUCAAUUGAAAUUAAAUGCAGACGGUGAAUUGGUACUCGAUGAAGCAUCUUUAGUUGUUGAAAAUGAGGAACAGAAGAAAAAUAGAAUUUUAUUAGCAAACACAAAUGUUGUCUAUCAUGAUGAACUAUCAGGAACUUACGGCUAUUACAAGAGACAACAACGCACCAAGGAAUGGCCACAAGAAGAAACAAUAAAAUUCUACAGAUGCCUCAAUACAGUCGGUACAGAUUUUUCACUUAUGCUUAAUCUCUUUCCAAAUCGUUCUCGUCGUGAUCUCAAAUUAAAGUUUAAAAAGGAAGAAAAGAACAAUCCAAAUUUAGUCGAUAAAGCCUUAUUAAAUCACAAUACGUUUGAUAUUGAGGAGCUGCAACGUGAGCUCGAUGAAGAAAAUGAAAUAAGACGAAAGGAGGCAGAAAGUAAGUCUAGUGAAGUUAAGGAAUUAGUUAAACGUAAAAUUCUCAAGAAGCAGGAAGCUAAAAAUAAGUCACGUCAACAAGACAAGGCUAAAAUUGAGAAAAUUCUUAGUGAUGGUGAUCUCGUACUCAAUUCUGUUGAUAAUUCGACACAGGAGCUAAAGGAAAAUAUGAAAAAAUCUGACGGAGCUGUAAAACCUAAACGAGCACCAAAAAGAAAGAAUGUCAAAUCUGAACAGUCUAUGGAAUUUAAGAAAAUCAUGUUGCAUGCUAAAAUCAAUGAAUCAAUAUCUGUUAAUGUGUUAAAGACACAAGUUUUGGUGCCAGAAACAUCAGUUAUUCCAAAGCAACAACCAGAACCGAAAACAGCAAUUGUAUAUGAGGAAGUAACGGCAGCAAGUAUCAAAAUUAAGGAAUCAACACGUUCAAUAGUUCCUUACGAACCAAAUGUUACACUUAAUAGUAAUAUUGACUCAAUACAGCCAGAAACUUCAACAUUAUCAAUAGUCGCAAAGAUUGAAAAGGAACCAUCAACGAUUAUUGACAAGCUUAUAUUCGAAUUGCCUAAAGAGGCUCAGCUAGACAUUGUUAAUCAAGACACGAUGCUCAGUAAAACUGGUCGCUUUAUUUCUGAUUUAAUAACUGCUUCAUAUCGUGAUACUCAAGAAAAUGAAAAUGAUUAUUUGAUGGAGGAAGAAGUGGAACCAAUGGAUACUUAUGACUGCAGUCCAUCAAAUGUCAAAAAAGAACAAACUAUGGAAAAAAACUUAAUAAUACCGAUUCCAAUAAAUGAAGAUUUAGUAGAUGUACAGCCAACAACUUCAUCUAUAGAAUCUAUAGAAUCAAAUAACAUUGAGGAACAAUCAGACAUUACUAUCGAACCAUCUUAUAAUCAGUCAGAGAUAUCAGAUAAUCCAUCGAUAUUGUCAGCAGAGUCAUCGUAUUCUACAGAAAUUUCUUAUGAUCCGUCAAUAAUUUCAGUCAAAUCGUCAUUUACUCCUCCGGUCAUGUUCCCAAAACCUUCUUAUAGUCCAGCAGUGAUAUCUGUGCAACCAUCAUACAAUUUGUCAUUAAUAUCAGUUGAAUCGUCAUUUGAUUUACCAAGUAUAUCCACUGCAUCAUCGAGUUUGUCAGCACAACCAUCUUAUCUAUCAAGCAUGAAUACAGAAGCUUCAUUGUCUGUCCAAGAAUCAAAUGAUCAAACAGUGUCUGCACAAUUCACGGACAAUUCAGUCAUUUGUAUGGAACCAGAACCUGAUAGAAUUUGUAUUGAGGACACAGAACCAAUGACAGAUGAGCCUUUAGAUGAUGAAAGUUUCUUAAACUCGCUGGAUCUUGAAAGAUUGGUGAUUGUUGUUAAGCAGAUUAAUGGAAAAGACUUUUAUGACAUUCACGAGACCGAUGGAGACAUGCAGAAUCUUUCAGAUAAGCCACUAAACUUGCCACGGCAUAUUGUUGAUUUAAUAGUUGAUGCUAUGACACAAGAUGAUUAAAAUGUGCAUUUGACAUUAAAAAUUUUUUUUGUCUAUUAUGUAAUUAAAUGCUUUGAUUUUAGCAGUAAGGAAAAUAAAAAACUUUUUAUUUGUUAAUCGAUAACGGAAGUGACCAUUUCUAGUUCUUUCUGUUAUUUGUUAUAUUAAAAUUUGUUUCAGAUAUCCAAGAACUUGAAGGCAUCAUCGCAUAGUUGGCGAUUCCACACAUAUUUUCUUGGUUUCUAGCAAUUCGUCCAUAUCCUUAAAAAAUGCAGCAUAAGUAUUUGAAGUACUUAAAUAAAUCAUCACUAAAAUCUUACCAUAUUCACCCCAAUCCAAUCCCCAGCUAUUUUUGAUGAUCCAGUAAUCACCACCAUCAGGAUCAGUUCCGUAGCCAACAACAGUUAUUGCAUGAUUGUAGCUGUAAUUAUUAAUGUUCAGAAUGAUUUAAGACAUUAAUUUAAGAUUUACAGACCUGUCCAUAUCAUUUGGACAGUCAGAUUCAGAGAAAACACCGCCUGCAUACUGUGUGAAGCUAUCAGAAGCAUAAAUGACUACCACAAUCGGUCCAUAAUUGUAAACCAAAUGUUUUAAAUAUUCUUCAUCUCCACUCACUUCCUCUGCGUGUAUUAGAAAGUAAGAUUAAACAUCCUUUGUGCUGAAUAUUAAUUGAUCUUACCUUCAUAAGUGUUAUUAAUUAUCAGAACCUUUCCAAAGCGCUUUGCAAAGCAGUCUGAUUGAUAAGCUACGUAUGGGUAGGAACGUUCAGUUGUUAAUCCAUUUUCGAUGAUGUAAUCGAAGCUAGAAUGUCCAUCCGUUGGCCAUCCUGAAAAAAUACAAUAAUAAUUAUUCAAAUCAUUUUCAAUGUAUCAUCAUGAUAAACUCUUUACCUCCAUCACACCCUCCGUCCGCAAUAUUACAGUCAAGAAUCUCUUGUUCAGAUAAAUUAGCUUCCGUAUCACCUCUAAUAACAAUCAUAAGAUAUUCCAGAACAGCAAGUGGCUAUAAAAUAGGGUUCGCUAAAUUGACAUGCGCAUGCAUUCACAUGCAAAAACAUGCGCAUGUAUGCGCAUGCAUGCGCACGUAACAUGCGAAUGUAUAUCUUAUUUGGACACUUUUGAUUGAUUUGACACCAAAUCUUGCGAGUAGGAGGUCAAAUUAGAGGUGUUCUGAUUUCGGAACCUGUCUUUUUAAGCAG
Messenger RNA from Chironomus riparius, 4228 nucleotides. The record is from the annotation of a GenBank genome assembly. NCBI's taxonomy places the organism in Eukaryota, Metazoa, Arthropoda, Insecta, Diptera, Chironomidae.